AUGGAAGCUAGACUCUCCGAAACUCUUGGCCUCCCAUCUCCGAAUCUUAAUCACUGCCAUCUUCCACGCGAUUUCAAUUCCCUCUUCACUCAUUUCUCCGAUCUCACCUCCGUCAAAAGCCCCAUCGUCAGAGAGCCUAAACCCAAAACCAAAUCACCGAGAUUUAGAGCAAGUUUCGGAAGAUCCGAGGCAUUAUUUGCAUGUACAUCAGUCUCGGAUCCAAUCCACGCAAAUCCCGGAUCAGAAUUCCUGAAAUGGAUGAAACAAGCAUCACGAAGCAGUCCAAAAAUCCAAACACUCAUGAAACAACUCUCUGUGUGGGAACGUGCCAUCAUCGGUGCAGGAGCCGGUGGACUGGCGGGAGCUUUUACAUACGUUGCCCUUCUCCCACUUGACACAAUCAAAACCAAGCUUCAAACCAAAGGCGCGUCUCAGGUGUAUAGCAACACAUUUGAUGCAGUAGUUAAGACAUUUCAAGCUAAAGGUGUUUUAGGUUUUUACAGUGGUGUCUCCGCCGUGAUUGUUGGGUCUACGUUUUCCUCCGCCGUCUACUUCGGUACCUGUGAGUUUGGUAAGUCUCUACUCUCCAAAUUCCCGGAUUUUCCAACCGUGCUAAUCCCACCUACUGCUGGUGCUAUGGGAAACAUAAUCUCUUCGGCUAUAAUGGUCCCUAAAGAGCUCAUUACACAGAGAAUGCAAGCUGGAGCUAGUGGGCGAUCGUAUCAAGUAUUGCUUAAGAUUCUUGAGAAAGAUGGAAUCUUGGGGCUUUACGCCGGUUAUUCGGCUACAUUGUUGAGGAAUUUGCCGGCUGGUGUUCUAAGUUAUUCGUCGUUUGAAUACCUCAAGGCUGCGGUUUUGGAGAAAACGCAGCAGAGCCAUCUUGAGCCUUUGCAGAGUGUUUGUUGUGGCGCAUUGGCUGGUGCGAUUUCUGCUUCCAUAACUACACCAUUAGAUGUUGUCAAGACUAGGCUGAUGACGCAGAUUCAUGUCGAUGCAGUGAACAAACUUGGCGAUGCUAUGUAUACUGGUGUGGCUGGGACAGUGAGACAGAUACUAAAAGAGGAAGGUUUGGUUGGUUUUACUCGCGGUAUGGGCCCUCGAGUUGUUCACAGCGCUUGUUUCUCUGCUAUCGGUUAUUUUGCAUUUGAGACUGCAAGGCUUACAAUCUUAAAUGAAUAUUUGAAGAGGAAAGAAGUUUCUGAAACUAACCUUGAUGCUGAUUCUUGAGUUUGGUUUUAAAUAUGGUCAGAUGAACAAAGAGAGCUUUUCCAAUGCUUCUCCAAGAAGCAUUAAUCUUUAUCCUUGUUCUCCAUACUUGAGUUGUUUCACUUUUGCUGCAUUUUCAUUCGAGCUUUAUUUUCAUUCUGAUUCGAUUUCUUUCAGAUUCAUCUUUAUAGACUGCCAUGCUUUCCUUCAAUCUCAUGUCAUUUUUGUCCGUAUAAUCCUACGCUUGUAAAUCUAUCUUC
Messenger RNA from Camelina sativa (false flax), 1466 nucleotides. The record is from RefSeq and is a predicted model, not a curated record. NCBI's taxonomy places the organism in Eukaryota, Viridiplantae, Streptophyta, Magnoliopsida, Brassicales, Brassicaceae.